CUCAUUUCACCUAAUCUCACUUCACAUCAGUACCAUCGAUAGGUCUCAUCUAAAACAUCAUCCAAGACCCUCACAAGCCCUCGCCAAUCCUCAAAAUGCACUUCCUCUCCACCCUUCUCCUUCUCGCCCCGGCCCUGGCAUCCCCAAUCGCCCAACGCGAGGAGACGUGCGGCCAAAAGUCAGGCAAGCUCUCUGAGUGGACGCUCACGAGCUUCGACUACCACGCCAGCUACAUCUUCAGCACGCCCUCGCACCAGAACUCAUGGGGCUACAUCAGCUUCAACGUUUCCAACCCGGUCCUCGACUACACCUGCACGCCGCCCGAGGGCGGGGAGAGCACGACCACGUCCUUUACCUGGAGUACGCCUGAGAAGGCUGUUACGUUGAACCAGUCGUGGACUUGCAAUGACGAUCCCAAGUAUCCAGCCCGCUACACCGCAAAGGGCGGCGCAGUCGCCGAUCUCCAGUGCGAGGAGACGUUUUGGCAAAAUGAUAACUGGACCAUUGGCCAGAUUUACUCGACGCGCAACAUCAACUGCGGCAUCAUCACGCUGCCUACCCCAAUCAAGGAGAUCUCCGCGGUCGCUUAGAUGGAGCAAUUCUCUACCACGGUCCGUGGUAAUCUCAAAUCCAGCGCAAGGCAUAACCUCAUUCGCGCAUGAUCGACGACGUUUACACGACUUUUAUGAUGGAUUGGCGGAUUCGCUUUCACGACACCCCUUCGAAAGAUGCUUCGCAUUUUUGCAUAGUUCCGGCGCGUA
This is a messenger RNA of Colletotrichum godetiae, 761 nucleotides long. RefSeq lists its product as uncharacterized. NCBI's taxonomy places the organism in Eukaryota, Fungi, Ascomycota, Sordariomycetes, Glomerellales, Glomerellaceae. The record is from RefSeq and is a predicted model, not a curated record. Bases 96 to 590 code for a protein of 164 amino acids. The transcript has 3 exons.